Messenger RNA from Symbiodinium sp. CCMP2456, 1632 nucleotides. The record is from the annotation of a GenBank genome assembly. Lineage: Eukaryota; Dinophyceae; Suessiales; Symbiodiniaceae.
AUGGCAGUAACAGCAAGCGACAAGGAUCGCUGGAACUUGCUCUCGCCGACGGCUUCCAAGUCCUUGGCGAAGGAAUUCGACUUCGGAGAUGCCACAAAGGGCGGUUUGGGCGGUGUGGUAAAGGGGAAAGAUCGCUGGAACCUCCUGCGUGACAAUGUCCAAUCCCUUUCUUUACAGGCACGUGGUGCAAAUGCCUUUUCCAGCGUGGCACGGGCCACUUCGAGCCCUUCGCAGCGCAUCCAGCUUUUCUCUUCCACGCUGCGGAGGGCGGCCGCUCGACAGGAGAAGGUCGAUGACUUGAUAGAAUCUCCGGGUGCCAUAAGUGUCAGAACAGCCUCAGAACCUGCCCCGGAGCCUGGCGUAGCCGGCGACUCCGAAGUACCGCCCUGCCAGGCAAGCCUGGACACCGAUUUGGAGGGCAAGACAGGCAAGGAGAUUGGAGAGGAGUUUUCCGAUUGGGAGUCCGAGGCCGAAGACAACGUUUCAGUCGACAAGCACGGAUUCCUCACCGCCUGUGACGACAUUGUCGCAAGCCCUGCCGUACACGUGCUUGGUCCUCAGGAGAGCGGUCCUCCUUCCGGGCUUUGUGGCGCGGAAGACGUCGAAGUGGGGGGGACAGAAGAGGCGGAGGCAGAUCCAGGUUGUCCCAUACUUGAAAGUGCACCUCCAACCGGCAUGAAAGUCGAGGCAAGCAGCGCCUCGGGUGCUCCGCAAAGCAGAAGACAAAGCGGUGCAGGAGAGACUGCAGUACCAGAUCUUGUCAGCCGCAUGCUGGGCGGGCUUCCUGGCUGGGCAGCUUUUGCAGCCGCAGAUGAGUCCGAGGAGGAGGUCCACAAUGCUUGGGGUGAACACGAUACAGACGACAUGCUGGGACUGCGAGCUUUUGAACUGCAACAGGCUAGAGGAAUAGAGGUGCCGGGAACCCCGACAGCGGCACAAGCAAGGCUGGCCAAACGGAAGCAGAAGGCACAGGAAAAAGCUAAGCGCAAAACGCAUUUGGAGGUUGAAACCGCCGAGAGCACGGGUAGCCAUCUGUUCGGUAUGAUGUCCAUGCUCAGCAACCUUACCAGUGCGUCGGCUACCGGCUCUGCGCAUGACGAUGAUGAGGAAAGUGUCCAUAACGCUUGGGGCGGUGAUGACUCCGACUCGAAGUUUGUAGAACGCGGUGCUGAACUGGAGCAUGCGCGGGGAAUGGUGGUGCCCGUUCUCAAGGUCCAGACGGGUGGACGCGAGCGGUUAGCAAAGCGCAGGCAGAGAGCGGAAAAGAACUGCAACAUGCAUCGAGGAGUUGCCGAAGAAUGCGAUGGAAGUGCCACGAGCUACCCUGGCAGAGCAGCAGCAUCCGUAUUUUCUGCUGCCGCUACAAGCAUCGUGCAGUUUCAGCGGCUCAUCAACUACGUGGCAUCCAGCCAGGACGAUGAGAUUGACGAGGUUUUUUGCAUAUGGGGUGAGGAUGAUACUCCAGAGAGAUUCCACGAGCGCGUGGCCGCAAUGGAGCUUGCCCGCUCCGAUCAAAGCGGAAGACUUCCACAUCACAGAGUUCUCCGACAGAAGCGCAAGGGGCGUGCCAGCUCCCAGAAGAAGGAUCCAGAUGAUCCUUUUCUUCUCGACCUGCGGCAGCAGAUCGAGUAG